UACUGAUACUAGCAGUAUUGCAGGAAAAGUUUGAUAUUCAUUUUCGUAAAACUGUGUAUCAGGAAAAAACGCAGUACAAUGGCGAAUACGUAUGUUGUUAUUGCUGCAUCCGUUUUGUUCUGCAUUGGAUUAAUUGGAAAUUCUAUCACCGUCUGUUUUGUUGCUGUAUCCAAACGGCUGCACACUCCAACAUACGUCCUGAUUGGUUGCCUAGCAGUGUCUGACGUACUCGUCUCCGUGACGCGAUAUGUUCAGAUAUUUGAAAAAUCUUUUUUUAAAGAAUAUACACAAAUAUAUAUAUAUUGGACAUUUAGCUUUUUGUUUCUUCAUUCGGCAUUUUUCCAUAUGGUGUUAGUGUCAUAUGUACGUUUUGUUUUCAUUACAAAUCCUCUUCGCAGUUUGAUACUGACUUGUAAAAAAAUUCUGUGGAUGUCUUUUGCCAUUUGGAUAAGCUCUAUUGUCGUUUCCAUCGGAUACGGAACAUUUAAAGUGCUAAAAAUAAUGAACAUAAAAUCUUUCAAAAGUGCAGAUUUUGCUGAGGUUGGGUUUGGCUUGUAUAUUUGUGGAUUGCCAUUUAUUAUUGUAGUUUUCAAUGUUCGAAAGCUGUAUUAUUUGUAUAACCAAACAGCUUCUGUUCUAUGGGCCAGAAUAGCAAACUCAAUGUCGUUGUUGUUUUGCAUUAUCAUUGUGAUUUAUCUCCUUAGCACAAUCUAUCCUUUAAUUUACACAAUAAACUAUGCAUUGUUAAACAGUUCCUUUCUAGAUAGUAGCUUAGACAUAGUUCAUGAUAUGUUUUCUUUUUCGUUGCUUGUCAAUACUUAUGUGAAUCCUUUGAUAUAUUUCAUGUUUUCACCCCCUAUUUAA
Messenger RNA from Magallana angulata, 864 nucleotides. Its product is annotated as olfactory receptor 51T1-like. NCBI's taxonomy places the organism in Eukaryota, Metazoa, Mollusca, Bivalvia, Ostreida, Ostreidae. Gene Ontology annotation, molecular function: G protein-coupled receptor activity. The transcript has a single exon. Gene Ontology annotation, biological process: G protein-coupled receptor signaling pathway. Bases 79 to 864 code for a protein of 261 amino acids. Gene Ontology annotation, cellular component: membrane. The record is from RefSeq and is a predicted model, not a curated record.